This is a messenger RNA of Pisolithus orientalis, 444 nucleotides long. RefSeq names its product splicing factor 3B subunit 5. The coding region runs from base 19 to 282 and encodes 87 amino acids. NCBI's taxonomy places the organism in Eukaryota, Fungi, Basidiomycota, Agaricomycetes, Boletales, Pisolithaceae. Gene Ontology annotation, biological process: mRNA splicing, via spliceosome. The record is from RefSeq and is a predicted model, not a curated record. The transcript has 6 exons. Gene Ontology annotation, cellular component: U2 snRNP; precatalytic spliceosome.
CCUCAGUCCACCUCCACCAUGUCAUCAGAGCUGAGGUACACCGCAAAUACACAACUCGAGCAUUUGCAUGCUCGUUACACCGGCACAGGUCAUGCUGAUUUAACCAAAUAUGAAUGGAUAACUCAUCAACACCGCGACUCACUUGCGUCUAUUAUGGGACAUCCUCCAUUGCUCUCCUACCUCGCUAUUGCCGACGGAGAAGCCAUGGGAAGGGUCAGGUUUGAGAUGACAGAGCGCAUGUUGCAGCCUUGUGGUCCUCCUCCACGUAAGGACGAUGACUAAGUACAUACUCCAUGCUUGGUCAAGUCGGGUUUUGUUAUGUAUACGUGAAGACUAGUGACACACGUCGUUUGAAUGUGCACCUAACGCCUGCAUUUCAUCAUGAUUUCAAUCUCUUGUGCCUUCGUUGCGUGAGUACGUAUGUGUGUGUGUAUUGUCUCAUCG